CAUAUUUUGGACCGCUAUAUUCAACAGACAGAAACACGUGGGGUCCUUUUCCUCCAUAGGUCUACACAACGUGAGAACCAUGCCGAAGUCAAAGAGAGACAAGAAAGUUUCCCUAACAAAAACAGCCAAGAAGGGUCUGGAAACUAAACAGAACUUAAUAGAAGAGUUGCGGAAAUGUGUGGACAUUUACAAGCAUCUGUUCAUUUUCUCUGUGGCAAACAUGAGGAACAACAAACUGAAAGACAUCAGGACAGCCUGGAAACACAGUCGAUUCUUUUUUGGCAAAAACAAAGUAAUGAUGAUCGCUAUAGGUAAAGGACCAACAAGCGAGUACAAAGACAAUUUGCACAAGGUCAGCCGGUUUCUGAGGGGAGAAGUGGGUGUGUUAUUCACAAAUAAAACCAAGGAAGAGGUACGAGAGUAUUUCAGCCAGUUCAAAGAGGUGGAUUUUGCACGAGCGGGAAACAAGGCAGGGAUGGCCAUAACACUUGAUGAAGGACCCCUGGAACAGUUCCCUCACUCCAUGGAGCCACAGCUGAGACAGUUGGGACUCCCCACAGCACUCAAGAAAGGAGUGGUGACACUACUGAAAGACCAUGCCGUGUGCAAAGAGGGAGACAUACUAACCCCUGAACAGGCCCGUAUUCUGAAACUCUUUGGGAUUGAGAUGGCAGAAUUCAGAGUGCAGAUCAAGUGCAUGUGGAACUCUGAAACGAGCGACUUUGAGAAGCUGGCUGAGGAAGAAGAGGAAGAGGCCAUGCAGGAUAAUGACACAGAGGAGGAAGAAGGGGAUGGUAAAUGAAUCUGGAUAGACCAAUGGACUUCUCAGACCUUAGGAUUUUAAUACUGUGUGACCUGUAUGUUUUAAUGCCUCAACCUUCAAGUGUUUCCUUUUGCUUAUGAAAUGCUAGAUUUCUGAGGCACAAAUUCACUGGUAUGUUACCCAUUGAAUCUUGUGGACAUACAUUUUGUGCUUUAUACAUCUUUUGUCGUCCACUCAAAUACAACAGUACAAACUAAAACAGUUUGCUUGGUUGUGUCUUAUAAAACAUCCUGCAAAAAAAUGUUUAGUGGGAAUUGUUUAUGCACAGUAUAGCUUUAAGUUAGGGACAGCAUUGUAAAAUUGUUAGCCACCUUGUGAUCCUUACAAACGCACCGGCCAUGGCAGAUCAGUGAAGAUAAAAUAUUCCCAUUGUUCUCCAGUUUAUUAGACACAGCCUCCAGAAAAUGUUUUUCCAUAAUUCAUUGAAUUUACAUGAAUUGCUCACCAUUAGAAUAUACAAGAUCAAAGUCACCUGUGCCUUUCCUAGUUUGUUUUAAUGAAUACUUGCAUCAAUGAAUACUUGCAAAAAUCUCACUGUACAAUUAGCCAAUUGUUAUAAGGCAAAUCAAGAAAAAAUGGCGAUGGUUUGUGGAUAAUGUCGAUAUAGUCAAUCAGAUGACCAUGGGUUGUUGAGACAUCUAGCCGAAGUAAUUGGGGCUACCAGGUCCCAGACCUGUUUGAAGGCCUCCACCACCCGCACAUCUAGAGGGCCCUCAGAGGCAAACGGGUUCUGCUGCAGCUGCUCGAUGCUGGACAUUCCAAUGGUGACACUGUAUCCCAAAUCCCUCUGGAACAGUGGCGACAAAACCCAGGUGCAAGAGGACCCAACCAUUGGCACUACAUAUGUCACACUAACUAAACAUUUAUGGUGAUAAUUGUAGAUAGUACUGCUGACAUUGAGUAGCAAUUGUCAUGUUCAUCCUAUUACAUUUAUUUUAAAUGUCAUAAAGUUGGAAUAUGUAGAAAUCCUUCCGUCGUUUGCUGAAAUUCUAAUAGUUAACCUAAUUUCAGUUUGUGACAAAACAAGCAGUCAUUGUGUAGAGAAUCAUUGUACCAUCUAAACCGCUGUGAAAUAUAUUUUCUAUAACCAAACAUUGUGUUUGAAGCUGGUGUACAAAACCGAAAGUAAAACACGAAAAAACUUAAUGGGAAGUAUAGAAAUGGUGCACAUAAAACAGAUUUACUGCUUAGACUUGCUUUCAAUGGGAAUGACAGAUCUAUAGCUUACAUUUCUAUGUGAAUUUGUUUGGGUUGCCCAGAAAGGUACAUAUUGUAGCUUUAAAAUCAAAGUGACUAGCUGAUAGUGGGUUGUCCCUGUUCUUGUUGCAUGUGGCUUGUUACCUUGAGGUGGGAGUGGUGGUACAUCCAGUGUAAAGCAGCAUAUUGUCAUAGUCUGCUUGUCUGAGCCAUACACUGUCUCCAUGGCCUUCUGAACAAGCUCUAUAUCCUGGAAGUGGCAUUCCUUCCAGUACCUGACAUAGAACACAUGAAUCAUCCGAAGGUCAUGUUUUUGUAUCUAGUGUAAAGGUAAUCUCGACAAAUAAUGUUUUCAUUGUGAAUAACGAUGUUUAUCCUAUUAUUACUGUUUAAUGUAUUGUAAUAGUUUAAAAACGUUGUUCUGUAAUCUGAAUGAAGGCAAUGUGGUGAGUGACA
This is a messenger RNA of Salvelinus fontinalis (brook trout), 2476 nucleotides long. Its product is annotated as mRNA turnover protein 4 homolog. Gene Ontology annotation, biological process: rRNA processing; nuclear-transcribed mRNA catabolic process; ribosomal large subunit biogenesis. The record is from RefSeq and is a predicted model, not a curated record. NCBI's taxonomy places the organism in Eukaryota, Metazoa, Chordata, Actinopteri, Salmoniformes, Salmonidae. The coding region runs from base 80 to 802 and encodes 240 amino acids. Gene Ontology annotation, cellular component: preribosome, large subunit precursor; nucleolus. The transcript has 8 exons. Gene Ontology annotation, molecular function: RNA binding.